CUCUUAUAUUUAACCAAUAGAUUACAGCAGCGGAAGUUAAAUCGUGCUGCAAUGGGCGGUAUUGCCCUUCGGAGGAGAGCAGGGCAUGCUUGUAACAGCAUCUUUGCAUAUGCGAAGAAGCGCAUUUUGCCAUAGUUUGGAGUGCGUUUUUUUAAUGAUUUAUUUUGUGUGAGUUGAGAGAGAGAGAGAGACGCGGGAGAGUAAGGGGAAGAGAGAGAGCUGCGCAUACAUACAGUAUCCUCUCCAGCAGCCUCCAGCUAGAAUUCGUCAGAUCUGAGAUCACACAGGAUUUACUUUUUUUUGCAUCAUUUCUUUUUAGCACAUAGAAGUUGGAAGUGUUGGUGAUACAGCACUAGAAGGCAUCCAUCGAGUCCAUCUGCUCAGUGAAAGGUCCUCAUAUUCAACAAUGUGUGGACGGGGCACCGUGGCCUCACUGUGCCUGUGGGCUUGCUUGCUGGUGGCCAGCAGCGUCCUGAGUGCGAAAAGCUCUGGGCAGAACGGCAUGACAGAGGGAGAAACAGAUAACACUACAGUGUUCACCAAGAUCUUAGACAGCCUUCUGGACGGCUAUGACAACCGCCUCAGGCCGGGACUAGGAGAGCGUGUAACUGAAGUCAAGACUGACAUUUUCGUGACUAGUAUUGGGCCAGUUUCGGACCAUGACAUGGAGUACACCAUUGACGUGUUCUUCAGACAGAGCUGGAAGGACGAGAGGUUAAAGUUCAAGGGUCCCAUGGCCGUGCUGCGUCUCAAUAAUCUGAUGGCGAGCAAGAUCUGGACGCCGGAUACAUUCUUCCAUAACGGCAAAAAGUCAGUUGCCCACAAUAUGACCAUGCCUAACAAACUACUGAGGAUUACAGAGGAAGGCACGCUGCUCUACACCAUGAGGCUGACUGUGAGAGCAGAAUGUCCCAUGCACCUUGAAGACUUCCCCAUGGAUGCUCAUGCCUGCCCACUCAAGUUUGGCAGCUAUGCUUACACUCGAGCAGAGGUGGUGUACGUAUGGACCAGAGGGGCUGCCCAGUCUGUGGUGGUGGCAGAUGAUGGUUCAAGGUUAAACCAGUAUGAUCUGAUGGGGCAAAGCGUGGAUUCGGGUGUGGUGCAGUCCAGCACAGGAGAGUAUGUGGUGAUGACCACUCACUUCCACCUGAAGAGAAAAAUCGGCUACUUUGUGAUCCAGACGUAUCUGCCCUGCAUCAUGACAGUCAUCCUCUCCCAGGUGUCUUUCUGGCUCAACAGAGAGUCCGUCCCUGCCAGGACUGUCUUUGGAGUGACAACUGUCCUGACCAUGACCACUCUCAGUAUCAGCGCCAGGAACUCCCUCCCCAAAGUGGCCUACGCCACAGCCAUGGAUUGGUUCAUCGCCGUGUGCUACGCCUUUGUCUUCUCGGCCCUCAUCGAGUUUGCCACGGUCAACUACUUCACCAAGAGAGGCUAUGCCUGGGAUGGAAAAAGCGUGGUGCCAGAGAAGCAAAAGAAGAAGAAGGAGUCUCUCCUUAAAAAGAACAACACCACAGCAUACCCGGCCGCCACUGCUACAGCCUUCGCUCCCAACAUUGCCAGGGACCCUGGAUUGGCCACCAUUGCCAAAAGCGCUCCGCCGCCCCCGACUGAGCCCAAGGAGGAGCCAAAGCCCAAACCUCCCGAGGCCAAGAAGACCUUUAACAGCGUGAGCAAGAUCGACAGGAUCGCCAGAAUAGCCUUCCCUCUGCUCUUUGGAACCUUUAACUUGGUCUACUGGGCCACCUACUUGAAUAAGAAGCCCAAACUGCAGGGGGUGACUCCACACUAAUCCAUCUUUGGCUCCUUUUCACUUCUACCUAUAACUUUCAUUUUCUUUGGUAUUCUUCCUCAACCGAAAAGAAAAAAAAGAGAAGAAAAUGUGUUUAUUUUCAGACAAACAUGAUGUCCAUGCUGGUUUGAAUUCCCAGUCGUUGCAUUGCUUCUGUUUAUCAACAUUUUGAAGAUUUUGUGAAAACAAAACAGAGACAUGAGAAUAUAUAAAAAAAAAAAAAUAACAUUGAUACAGACUUUUGAGAGGGUUGCUGUUCAGGUGCGGGAAGACACUUUUAAGAAAUGCUAGCGUAAAUAUAUAGCCAAGAGGAGAAUGCUAUUCCACAAAUAGACCAAUCUCGUCCAGGGCUUUUUCUUUGUACAUGGUUCUUAUUUUCAGGGUUCCAGUUAGAAUAUGUGCUUUGCACACAGCGGGGCGUCUCCAGACUAUUUGACACUGACAAGAAUAAAUGAGUGAAAGAACAAAUGUGGUUCCAAUGAGGGAGAAGGUCCAACAGUUUGACAAGAACCUGCCCUUACUGCCCAAGAUUCUAUGUGACACCAUACUGGAAGUUCAGCUUGUAGCUUGUUAAAGGAAGACAGGGAGUGACUUGUUUUCAAACAGCCAAUCCAGAGUCAAGCCUAUUUUUCAUGACAUGUUUGUACGAGCGCAUGAAAAGCAGGUAUGUCCCAGUUUUGUAUCUCCUAACUUUGAUUCUUUUCACCGAAAUGAACAGUGAGAGUAAGUGACUGUUCUGUUUUUGCAUUGAAAACAAGUCAUAAAAUGUGGCGAUAAAGAGAGCAACAAUACCAUAUUUAUUUACAGUAUAUUUCACAGGCUGAUUCAAUGGAAAACAUGUAUGUCCCAAUUUUGUGUCUUCCAUUUAUUAUGUUUAUUCUCCACCCCCAAAAAACAAACGGACUAUUUGUUUGUCUGAUUGAAAUGUUGUGCGAAAUGGAACAAUUUGAAGUUACGUGUUUUUCACUGGGUAACAACAAUUUGAAACGUACCGCACGGUAACUAACACUUGACAUGACCCAUGACGCGUCUGCAGGAACACAUAUCGCUGCUUGUCCAAUGAAAAGCACGCAUCGUAUCGUCCUGCUUUUGUUUGUAGUUUUUAAAUCUAAAUUUAAAAAAAAAAUGUUGUAUUUGCGUUUUUUUGAAACGUCAUAACAUUGGGAGAUGCAUGCUUUUCAUAGUAUAGCGCCAAUGUAUUCUCCUAUUACUGUUAUAUAACCCACAUGAUUUCAUGUUAUGGUCAUGUGUCGACUUCAAAACCUUGACCCAGAUUAUUAAAGAACGGUCACCAGUCUCCACUCUCACUAAAAAUAGGGAUUCAGAACUAUGAGUGAUCGACAAUGUACUGUGUUUUUACUUUUCUUGUCAUAUCCUACAAACUACUUGUGGGAAUACACGGCAGUCCCAUCCAGUUAAACCCCACGUUACUGUAUUCAUACACCGCCCGAACUUCGAGUAAAAGUGCAUUUUUCUAUGUUAAAUGGGUAUAUUCUAGCUGGAAAUGACAAGGACGUGUCAGAAGACAAAGGAAUGCAAUGUGUGUACCAUUCUUAAGGAUUCUGGUAACUUCUAGCAUAAUCUACAGCAUUCUAAGCCAGUAUAGAGCAAGGGAUGUGCCAUUCAACAAUAACUUCAGAUGUGGUCGUGUACGAAUCAUUUGGGGUUUAAGUGUGUAAUUAUGCCAUUAGGUAAUGUGGCCAAAAGGCUCACGUAGACAGAACAUGGUCAGCAGGUUGCAUUAUCUUAUUAGGGUAUUGAUGGCCAUAAUGGUUAUUGGUAUUGGCAAAAGUACCUUUCAGCUCCCACUGGCUUUUUGUCAUUUUGUCAUUUAUUUAAGCACAGACAGACACGGUAAAAGGCACGUGUAUGUGUGUGUGUGUGUGUGUGUGCAUAUGCAUGGGCAGGGCAUCCUUAAAAAACAAAAAUAAUAAUCGUGAUCGACGGAAGGCUUCAUUUGUUCGCCCCGAAAACCUCCAUUUUCAUAUUCUUCUAAAUAUGUUAGGGGAUUUGUGCAAUAGCAAUAAAACACACGUCUCAGUGGACAACAAUCUAGUCAUCUCUGCUUCGAAAUGAAAAUAACAUGUAUUUUCCUUUUAUUAAGAACAGUGUUUGUAAAUAUUAUCAGAUGUUAGCGAUGUCAAUAUGUUGAACUAAAAGGGUAUGAACACAUGGUUCAUUUCUACUUUUGCGGUUUUUUUGCUUCCAAAUAUUUUUGUUUUUUCAAACAGUCUCAACAAAGAUGUGUAAAAACUUGCGUAAGAAUGUAAAGAAUUGUCUGAAAAUAUUUGUUCGAUUCAUCAUACAAGCAUUACUUCCUGUUUUGAUUGCUUCAUGGAUGUGGGGGUAGGGGAUCGUUUGCCAAACCUUGUAAUGUUAGCUAAAGAGGGACGAGGCACACUGAGGAGGAGAAGUGCCUUUUCCAUAUUUUAAGAAUUGGAACUGUGAUGGCUUUACAUCUUACAUUUUCUAACCCACUGUGUCCCCUUGAGCUUUCAUGUUAUUUUGUGUUAUUGGGGGUUUUUUCGCCACUUUUUUUGUGUUUUUAUCUGAAAAUUAACACUCAGAAAGUACCAGCUACACUGCCUUCAGUAUCACACGCCCCUUUUUGAAUUGAUUUGUUGCUGCUUUUGUUGGAGAGCAACAGCAGAGGGAAAAAGACGAGAACGAGGUGAAAGGAUGAUGAAAAUGAAUAUAUUUUUGUAGCAUGAUGUCAACCCCUCUUCCGAGAAUAGUAAAGCGAACGGAUAUCUUUUUCUUUUUCUUUCGUCUUGGACAUUGCCUGCUUUUUUUUUCCUUCUUCUUCUUUUUGCGUAUCGUAAACGUUCUCUCGGUCGUGUCUCGUCAAAUAUUAGGAACGGCCCAGUUUAAAAUUCAGUUAAUGUAGCAAUAUUUCUUAGCAAGGGCUUUUUUUAAAGGACCUGAAGUUGACACUUAGCGCGGGAACGAUUGCCAUGUAGCUUUACGUCGACAAAUAGUGAGUCAUUUGUAUGCUGCAAAGGUAGAAGCGAUUUGAGUUUAGUUCUGUCCGCAUUUGCCAUCUACUCGGAACGAAAAUAUAUCUCGAUUUAAUUUGAUUCAAUUUAAUGCAAUUUUGUUUUUGGAAAAAGAACCAAUGUUUAAUGAAAUUCAAUUAUUUAUUUAUUUAUUUAUUUAUUUAUUUAUUUAUUCACAGUUCUUUUUUUUGCGUUGAAAAUGUGUUUGUUUUGUAUUGACGCGUCGAUAUAAGAUCAGUUGUUUCUGAACAUUUUACAUGCAAAGUCCCAAUGUUUAUUUUUAAGUUAGGUGUGUUUUUAUUUUGCUUUAUUUUGGUUUGUGUUUUGCUAAAUGUAGUUGCUUCGUCUAAAACAAUAUUAUUUCAUUUAAUUUAAUAUAAUUUAUUUACUUUAAUAUGAUUUACAUUUUUUUUUAGUUAUUUUGUGCAAAAUUUGACGUUUUUUUUACAUGGCAGGCAUGCAGAGACCCAAUAUUUUUUUUUAAGUUAAUCAAGUGUCAUUUAUUUUGCUUUAUUUAUUUUUUUAUAAAUGUGGUUGCUUUGUCUAACAAAUACAAUAUUUUACACGGCAGGAAUCCAAAGCCCCAAUGUUUAGAUUUUUAAAUUUCAUUCAUAAUUUAGUAUAAUUUACUUUUGAUUGAUAUCAUUGUGUGCAAAAGUGGAUGUGAUUCACAUGUUAGAUGGCAGGCAUGCAGAGCCCCAAUGUUUGCUUUUGAUUUUGAUUUGAUUAGCAAUUUUUUUUUCUACAUUGUACAUGGCCUGAAGCCUCAUAGAUUGUUCUUGAUUUAUUAUUUUAUUUAUGUAUUUAUUCAUUGCUGCAUCUAUGCGGGGAGGAAGCCAAGUUACAUAUGAUGGUCGUUGCUUUGUCUUUUUACUUGCGUUAUCACUGUUCUGGAACCUGCCCCCUACAGGCCACUUAUCCUACCAGCAGAAGGUCAAUGAAGUGCAAAGUUCAGGGUGAAGAGUUGUAUAAAGAUACUCAUAAAUAAACUUGUAUGUAUGUCGAUUAUCAUGAAGAAGAUAUAUAAAUAUAUAAAUAUAUAUAUAUAUAUAUACAUAUGUAAAAUACAUGAUGCAUUCAGUAUUUGAUUCUAUUAUUGAAGAUAUUAGCUUAAAAACGACGAUGAAUAUUGUUUGUAUUCUCAACCUAUUGUUAUGCAUUUUGCACAUUUAGAUGAACAAUAACAUUUACAUUUACGUAGUCGGCUUCGUGCUAUGCAAAGGACAGCUUUGAACCGCCAACCAUCAACCUUGUCUCCUCGACCAUUGUGUUCCAGACUUACAAGCUAUUAUAAGGAGAAAAUAAAUAUAUUUAAAAAAGAAACUUAGCUUUUUAUAUCAGCUGUGCCGCCCAUUAGCUUUUUUUUUUUUAUGAAACCAUGGCUAUACAGGGUGACGUCAAAGAAAAACAGCCGAUUAUGUCCUUUUGUUUGUGCGUUGGAUUUGGGAGGAAACGGCUUUCAUUGUUGAUUGCACUUUCUUCCUCCAGGGUCGUGCAAUAAAAUGACUGAAGAAAAGACGAAAAAGAGGAGCUAAAAUGUAACAAGAUCUUCCUUUUUCAAGACCAGGGGUGAGAAACCUGCGACCCAUGGGCCAUACGCGGCCCAUGCAAAAACAACUGACCUAAAAGUGAACGUUUGUUUGAUUGUUACGUUACAUUUUUUGAUAAAUUGUCUAUGAAUCCCGCGACUGGACGAAAAUCUUACAUAUAUUCAGUAUAAAGAAAGAAAUGAGAUUUUGCUACACUUUUACGCUCCGCAUAGAGAAUGUUAAAUAUGAGAUACAGUGCAAUCAUGAGCUUCCGACUUUUACCUUCUCGUCAAACAUAUAUAUGUAUAUACAUACACUCCCUGAGGGGACUAAAUGUAUAUAUAUAUAUGUGUGUGUAUAUGUAUAUAUCCCAUUUGUUAUAUGUCUUUUUUUGUUUACUUUGGCUUUAUUUAAGACAAAUCAUCAUCAGCACCUGCUUUUCAACACUGGGUCUUUUAGUUCUUAUAGAUAUAUUACUGGAGUCGUUUUCUUGUAUUUUUAUCCAAGCAAAUAUGGAUUUUCACUGAUAUACUAAAAAAAAAAACAAUUUUCUAAAGCACAAACAAGCGGAAUAUAAGGCAAUAUAUAGGGUGAUAUGGUACACGUGAAACAGACACGAUAGAAGUGGCCGCUGGGAUGUGUUGUCGGUGGAGAUGAAGGUGGUGGUGAACUUCCUGUAAAUGUUUUCUUUUGUUUUGUUUUGGGUUUUUUUUGUUUUGGUUAUGAUAUGGCCCUGUAGAUUCCGAUUCACUGCAUUAGUCUUUAAAUAAAAAGGAAAUAAAUGAAUGA
This is a messenger RNA of Dunckerocampus dactyliophorus (ringed pipefish), 7106 nucleotides long. It is a transcript of the gene gabra1, whose product is annotated as gamma-aminobutyric acid type A receptor subunit alpha1. The record is from RefSeq and is a predicted model, not a curated record. The transcript is spliced from 10 exons. NCBI's taxonomy places the organism in Eukaryota, Metazoa, Chordata, Actinopteri, Syngnathiformes, Syngnathidae. Gene Ontology annotation, cellular component: postsynapse; neuron projection; GABA-A receptor complex. Bases 407 to 1792 code for a protein of 461 amino acids. Gene Ontology annotation, biological process: signal transduction; regulation of postsynaptic membrane potential; synaptic transmission, GABAergic. Gene Ontology annotation, molecular function: transmitter-gated monoatomic ion channel activity involved in regulation of postsynaptic membrane potential; inhibitory extracellular ligand-gated monoatomic ion channel activity; benzodiazepine receptor activity.